AUGAUUCAACCACCAGGUUUUGUUAGCUCUUCAUCUCCCCAUCAUGUGUGCAAGCUUCAGAAAGCUCUUUAUGGCCUCAAACAGGCUCCUCAAGCUUGGUACUCUACUUUCUCCAAGUUCUUGUUAUCUCAAGGGUUUGUAAAUAGUCAUUGUGAUAACUCUCUCUUUAUUCACAAGACUUUCACUACCAUAACAGUACUUCUGGUGUACGUAGACGAUAGUUUACUUACUGGCAACAGUCCCUCUCAUCUUCAAGCUCUCAUUCACCAGAUGCACUCUGCUUUUGCCAUGAAGGAAUUGGGCGAUCUUUCUUAUUUCUUGGGUAUUUCUAUUCAAGCAGUGGGUGACUCUUAUUUUUUGUCUCAAUCUAAAUAUGCUUCUGACAUUCUUAUUAAAGCUGGGAUGACCUCUUGUAAACCAUGUCCUACUUCUAUGUCCAUGAAACCUGUUGAUACUCCUGCUACUAAUCUUCCCUUUCGUCAGCCUCAGUUAUACAGAAAUUUAGUAGGUGCUUUACAGUAUCUAACUCUUACUCGUCCAGAUUUGUCAUUCGCUGUCAAUCAAGCAUGUCAAUACAUGCAUGAACCCACUAAUGCUCACUUUGCUCUGCUCAAACACAUUCUUCGGUUUGUUCAAAGUUCACUCUCUCGUGGCUUGACUUUUUGUCCUAGUUCGUUUGAGCUCCAAGCCUUUUCUGAUUUGAAUUGGGCUGGUUACACUGUUGAUCGCAAAUCUACCUCUGGAUACUGUAUUUUCCUUGGUUCUAACAUCAUCUCUUAG
Molecule: messenger RNA, 780 nt
Organism: Camellia sinensis
Lineage: Eukaryota; Viridiplantae; Streptophyta; Magnoliopsida; Ericales; Theaceae
Source: RefSeq, a predicted model, not a curated record